Molecule: messenger RNA, 444 nt
Organism: Ustilaginoidea virens
Lineage: Eukaryota; Fungi; Ascomycota; Sordariomycetes; Hypocreales; Clavicipitaceae
Exons: 1
Coding region: 1-444 (147 amino acids)
Source: RefSeq, a predicted model, not a curated record
AUGGCGCAAGUUUCAGAUUCUCAAAGCCGAAACUCAAGUGGCGGUGGUGACUUGUUGGUGGCAACUGAUGGUAACUGGCUGCCACUUGCACAAGCGUGGCGCCGUCUCGCCCUCGCCCUCCUCAUCCCGCCCCCCCUUCCUUCGCCUGGGCGUUUCUGCUUGUUUCCCCCUCCCCUCCCUCGCUUCAGCCUUCGAGUGCCGUCGAUGCGGGACUGCGAGUCGAGACUACGGAGUACGUGUCGGGACUACGGAUACCCGGCUUUGUUUCUUUCCACCAACAUUGGACUCACGGAGUACCUGCUGACCAGUGCUCCCAGACUCCGCGACCGCAUGGGACUCGUCCGGCCCUUGUCUCUUUGUCUUGUUCUGACUACCCCCGCCGGAUGUCGCCAGGAGCUUUCCCCUAAAGCAGCCUUGCUUGCGUUCUGUAUCCCCGACUCCUGA